Molecule: messenger RNA, 1119 nt
Organism: Rhodamnia argentea
Lineage: Eukaryota; Viridiplantae; Streptophyta; Magnoliopsida; Myrtales; Myrtaceae
Product: auxin-induced protein AUX28-like
Exons: 5
Coding region: 38-850 (270 amino acids)
Biological process (GO): regulation of DNA-templated transcription
Cellular component (GO): nucleus
Molecular function (GO): protein binding
Source: RefSeq, a predicted model, not a curated record
CGAGAGAGAGAGAGAGAGAGAGAGAGAGAGAGGAGAAAUGAUGGAAGUAGGACUGAAGAUGGGUGGGCAGCUGAUGCAGGGCGAAGAGAGAGAUCAGAAGAAGCAGCAUGAAGAAGCAGAAGCAGAGGAGAGAGAGACAGAGCUGAGGCUAGGGUUGCCUGGUGGCAACAAUGGAGGAUCCGGAUCUGAUCAAGGACCAGACCACCAAGUGGUGGUGGGGGCAAGGAAGAGAGUCUAUGCCGAGACUGAGGUGGACUUGAAGCUCAACCUCAAUCUCUCUUCUUCCUGUGCACCACCACCACCACCACCAUCACCAGGCUCCGAUCCAAAUGACCAGACCACCUCGUCGCCCAACAAGCUGGACAAGAAGACCCUCUUGCCUUGUGCCGCUUCUGAUAUUCCUGUCAAGCCUCCAGCUAAGGCCCAAGUGGUGGGUUGGCCGCCAGUCCGGUCGUUCCACAAGAACAUGGUGGCGGCACAGAAGAGCAGCACCGAGGACACGAGCAGCGUCGGCGCCGGCGCCGCCUCCUUUGUGAAGGUAAGCAUGGACGGCGCCCCAUACCUGCGUAAGGUGGACUUGAAGAUGUACAAGAGCUAUCAAGAGCUGUCUGAGGCGUUGUGCAAGAUGUUCAGCUCCUUCACCAUUGGAGGAUGUGAAUCCCAAGGAGUGAAGGAUUUGAUGAGUGAGAGCAAGCUGAGGGAUCUUCUGAAUGGCUCUGACUACGUUCCCACCUAUGAGGAUAAAGAUGGCGACUGGAUGCUCGUUGGCGACGUUCCCUGGGAGAUGUUUGUUGACUCGUGCAAGCGCCUCCGGAUAAUGAAAGGGACCGAGGCGGUUGGGCUCGGUUAGUACAUGUUUAUCAACUUAUAAAUAGCUCCAAGAGCCAUGGAAAAACGCAAGAGCAGGAGGUAAAAAGAAGUGUGUGGAUGACACACAGCCUGCUCCUUUGAUCUGGGGGUUGAAAGACAGCACAGAUGGAUUGAGCAGGUGGUGAUUUGAAUGUGUGUGUGUGUUUUUUUUUUGUACCAAGUUGUCUUGCGAUAAUUACGUCAAAGUUUGAGAAAUAUGUUUAUGGAAUUCAUCAACCAAAAAAAAAAAGGACCCCAAAAAAACUUUAU